AUGGAUAUCCCAGGUUCCGCCGGCAUUCUACGACAAGCGAGUAAAAAACUCCUUCGUAAGCUCAUACGAAACGAUCGGUACUUGCUCGAUAGAAUUCAAAGUGAACUGUACGCGUUACAUCUGGAAUGCAGUAUUUUGUUAUCCGAGGAGGAUUUUAAACACUGUGAUCGUAUUACAUACUUGCAGGCGGAACGAUCUGGUGAGUUUAGUGCACAAAAACUUAACCGUAAAUACGAGAUACUACUAAGUAAAAAUAUCUCGAAAGUAACUCACUUAGAUAACUCGAUCCAAAAUGAUACGGUUAUUAAUAUGUCAGACAAAGAUCUAAGUGAGCCUGCAUUACGGGCCUUGGAGAAGGGUCUUAACUUUGCUCCGUCUCCAAAACACAUUCCUUAUGAAACAAUAAUUGGUAAUAUAGAGGAAACCAUACAUCAUAACAGAAUUACUGGGUAUGACGCAGAUUCAUUAAGACAGGAUAUUGCGGUUGUAUUGCGCCAAGCUAGAAGCCCAAAAAGCAACUUAACCUCUCAAGAAUUCGCAGCGCUAAAAGAUUUACGUAAGGAUGACCAGGUUCUAGUACUAAAGGCAGACAAAGGUAAUACUACAGUAGUUAUGAAUGUUUCCACUUAUGACAGUAAAAUGACUGAUUUACUUAGUGACAAAGGCACAUAUAAAAAAGUUAAGUACAACCCUACUGCAAGAGUGGCACGAAAAACGUGUGAACUGAUUAGAAGAUAUCAACAGUGUCUCCCAGAUCAUGUUGUUAAAUAUCUUCUAAGACCACCUAAGACUACCUAA
Messenger RNA from Achroia grisella, 798 nucleotides. RefSeq lists its product as uncharacterized. The record is from RefSeq and is a predicted model, not a curated record. Bases 1 to 798 code for a protein of 265 amino acids. NCBI's taxonomy places the organism in Eukaryota, Metazoa, Arthropoda, Insecta, Lepidoptera, Pyralidae. The transcript has a single exon.